Zerene cesonia (dogface butterfly) is the source of this 652-nucleotide messenger RNA. Its product is annotated as general odorant-binding protein 56a-like. The record is from RefSeq and is a predicted model, not a curated record. Gene Ontology annotation, biological process: sensory perception of smell. The transcript has 4 exons. Gene Ontology annotation, molecular function: odorant binding. The coding region runs from base 95 to 496 and encodes 133 amino acids. NCBI's taxonomy places the organism in Eukaryota, Metazoa, Arthropoda, Insecta, Lepidoptera, Pieridae.
CAAAUCGCUAACUGAUUAAAGCGAGAUUAUCUCCGCAGGGCGAGUAUAUAAGUCCUGUGCAGGCUACUGAUGCGUUACUAUUGUGCUGAACAAAAUGAAGAGCCUCUUUGUAUUAGCUGUGUGCGUUCUAGCCGUGCAGGCCCUCACAGAUGAGCAGAAGGAGAGACUGAAGAAGCACAAGUCGGAGUGCUUGGCUGAGACCAAGGCUGACGAGCAGCUGGUGAACAAGCUGAAGACUGGUGACUUCAAGAGUGAAAGCGAACCCCUGAAGAAGUAUGUUCUGUGCAUGCUGAUGAAGUCAGAACUGAUGACCAAGGACGGAAAAUUCAAGAAGGAUGUCGCUCUCGCUAAAGUGCCUAACGCAGCUGACAAGGCGGCAGUUGAAAAGCUGAUCGACACGUGCCUCGCCAACAAGGGUAACACACCGCAACAGACCGCAUGGAACUACGCAAAAUGCUACCAUGAGAAAGACGCUAAGCACUCCAUCUUCCAAUAACCACCAUAACUUGAGCCCCGGCAAAAUCAACAUCCAGUUUAUCAACGGUUCCAGUAACAUUGGAUAAUUUAAAAUGAAUAAACUUUAUGUGACUAUUGUAAAACACAACUGCCGAUACGAAUUAACUGUCCGUUCAUAAUAAAUUUGAUUCUGAAU